Messenger RNA from Hypoxylon fragiforme, 1598 nucleotides. RefSeq lists its product as uncharacterized. Gene Ontology annotation, molecular function: transcription coregulator activity. The transcript is spliced from 2 exons. The coding region runs from base 133 to 1182 and encodes 349 amino acids. Gene Ontology annotation, biological process: regulation of transcription by RNA polymerase II. The record is from RefSeq and is a predicted model, not a curated record. NCBI's taxonomy places the organism in Eukaryota, Fungi, Ascomycota, Sordariomycetes, Xylariales, Hypoxylaceae. Gene Ontology annotation, cellular component: core mediator complex; mediator complex.
GGUUAGGUACCUAGGUACUUGAGUUUUACAUUCACCUCACUCACCUUAACUAACUUCUCUUUACCUUCCUGCUCGCUCCUAUGAAUCUCAUUUUCAGAUAACUCACUCCCAUACGCCCAUGCACUGGCAAAAAUGGAAAAGCAGCUGGAUGCCGGGUUUGAUCGGGUCGAGAAAGCGCUAGGCACGCUCGUCGACUCGAUCUCUAAAUAUCAUCCCUCAGUGUCCCAAGUCGAUGAGCUUGGUCUUGCCGAUAUCGCGCUCCAAGAAGGAUUGCGAAAGCUGCAAGUACACCAAUCCAACUAUCGCCGCAUCCUCCACCUUCGCGCCACCACCGCAGGCCUCGACACCCAGAUCAAGGAUACCUUGCGCCUGCUAGCCAACACCCGCAAGGAGCUCGUCAGCGCCCGCGCCACCGUCUUCCCUAGCGAUGUUCCUACCUACGAUAUCAACUACGACGAGAUGCUCGCCUACGGACGUCGCAUCAGCAAGACCACGAUGCCCCCUGCCAUCAGCACCCCCAUCGAGAUCCAAACCGAGAGCAACGGCGGAGCCGAGACAACUGCUGCCACCACACCAGCUAGCGGGACGCCCAACGGCGCCUCCACCCCCGCAAAUGGUACCCAGCAACAACAGCACGACCCCACCACCUCUCAGGCGCAACAACAACAAGCCGGCGCCACACCCGCCGUCUCCCUCAGCACCAACACCGCCAACCUCCCCGAAGACAUCCAAUGGCACCUAAACCCGCAAGCCGGGCUCGAGUUCAUCCCAUGGCCCAACGAAGACCAGGUGCGCAAGGGCGCGCUCGCCUCGCUGGCCUUCAUCUCCGAGCAGGGCAUCGACGCCGAGAACUACGACCCGGAGCAGGAGAAGCUGCGCAAGGAGCGCGAGGAGGAAGAGAAGCGAGAAGCCGAAGAGCGCGAGGAAAGAGAGCGUCGCGCACGGGAAGAGCAGGCGAGGGCCAGGGCCGAGAGGGAGAGGGAGAGAGAGCAGAGCGAGGCUUGGCGGCGCGGGAGCGUCACGACGGCGAUUGGAGGGGUUGCUGGUGCUGCUGGUGCUGCGGGGGCUGGGGCGGCGGGAGGAAGUACCGUGACUGGCGGAGCUAUAAGCGCGUCGCCGACAGGCGAGAAGAAGCAGUUCCAGUUUAUGGCGGAUGAUGACGACGACGACGACGAUGAAUGAGUGGAUGGAUGAGCUAUCUACCCAGGCAUCUAUCCAGAUAGGCACCUACUCGUGUAGACAAGGAGCUAUUCAUGGAUGCCGUUGUCAUUGUAUCAAAAUCCAGCAUGACUAGGUAGGUGUUCGACAGCUCCAAGAUUGGAUUUGUUGGAAGGGGGGGCUUGCACUGAAUAGGGGUUGCUAUCAGAAGCUUUUAAUAUCCCAAGCACCUGCGCAACACCUACUUAGAAUUAUAGGUACAUGUCUACUAUGUACUUGCCUAAGAUUGGUAGAAGUGCUGUUGAGAAUUACAUCAAAGAUACCUGCUUGCCUCAUCGCCUGCAACGCCACAUAACAACGCGAACUUCAUGUCCAAGCCUCCAACCUAAUAGCCUAGGUUAGGUGCCUUAGUUACAUUCACGCACAUUUGCGGGGGAAAC